Molecule: messenger RNA, 2362 nt
Organism: Vespa crabro (European hornet)
Lineage: Eukaryota; Metazoa; Arthropoda; Insecta; Hymenoptera; Vespidae
Exons: 8
Coding region: 281-1351 (356 amino acids)
Source: RefSeq, a predicted model, not a curated record
AACUUUAUUGUCUAUACUAUCUAAAAACUUUAUUGUCUAAACUAUAUUUUUAGAUUUUCUCAAAUCAUGAUAAUCGAUCAAAACACGAGUACAAUCGAUUUGAAUUUUUUCUUUAUUCUUUUGUUUUUAAAUAAGAUUUAUACCAUUUUUUAGUAUUUAUACAAAAGAAUUUGAAAUUAUCUCUGGUUAUGUUAUUGAUACCUAACCCAAUAUAUUAUUAAUCAAACAUAUACACAAUAUAUGUUUAUAUCGAAAAUAUUUAACGUUUCAUUAUAAUGACAUGGAUGAUUUUACGUUUUACUUAAAAUUUACGAAACCUCUAAUUCUUAACCUACCAAAUCUCAAAGAUCGUGCAAUGGCUGCAUUAUGGUUGAACAAAUUGACUGAAAUAAAUGAAAGUAUUCCGAAGGACAAUAUUCAUGUUGAAUAUUUGAAAUUAUUGUUAUUCGCACUACAAAAGAACAAUCUUACAGGUAUUUUUACAGAACAUCCACCUGAAGGUUUACUUCCGCAUCAUCCAGAAAUGAACACGAAAAAAAUAAAACGAUAUAUAUAUAUAUAUAUAUAUAUUGUAUGUAAUGUAUUCUGUCAGGCAAUGGACAUGAUAAAAUUAGUAAUUCCAACAAAAAGAUUGUCAUCUUCCUUACCUUCAAUUUAUACUAUAAUAGGAGGUGGCAUGUCCGAAUUCGUUGCAAUUCAAGAAAUACCGAAUUUUGGAUUGCACGGUUACUAUGCUAUAUCUAAUGAACCUUUACCAUUGUGGACACAGAAUAAAACUGAACUAUUGAAAAAUAAUGAGAAUACAAAAAAAAUAUCUCGAUUUAAAGAUUCUCUCAAAUAUAAAAUGCUCAAAGAAAUUAAUUUUCAACAAACUGCAUCACAAAAUAAUCACAUCUCGAAUGAAACGGAUACAAAAGAAGAAAGCGAAAGAAAGGAAAUAUCAACAAAUGAGACAAGGCCAUGCUGGAGAACAAAUCGUUAUUUUGAAAAACUUUUAGAUCAAUCUCCUCAUAUUGCUACAGAUCUUGAAGUAACAACAGCAGAUACAUUAUUGCAUAUACUUAAAGAGAAAAAAUUAGAUAAGAAAGAAAUAAAGAAUGAUUCUUGUGUUUUAUCUGUGAAAAAAAGACAAUUCGAAAAGAUGUCGAAUUUUACACCUUCCGUAUAUGAAUCAGGAUUUGAUAAAAUACAAUAUCAAAGUGAUAGUGAAGAACAAUUAAAACAAAAUGUUGGUAUCGAUGGUAUAAAUUGUUGUAGAAAAAAUAAUAUUCCAAGUAAGAGUUUCAGUAAUAUAGAUACAAAAGUAAAAUAUAUUUUAAAUAAACUAUUUGCAAAAUAUAAAUUUAUUUAGGAAAUAAAUGUAGAAAUAAAUGGAAAAAUACCGGUCCCCAUGAAUUUUCUAUUUCUUCAAAGAGCUGUUUUUUAAAUCCAGAUUAUUGUUCCCGAUAGUAGCAGAUCUCUGAGACUUUUUUAUAUUAUAAUCAAUUGAUCAAUUAUACAAAAUAUAGAAACAUUAAGAAAAUAAAAAUUGUAAAUUCAAUUAAAUUUUACAUUUCUUUAGUUUAGUUAUUUCUCUUCAAAAGUGAAAUUACUUUGAAUUGUACAAAAAUAUCUUUUGUGUGUCAAAUGAUACUUAAUUCUUUUCUGUCUUCUUUUCCUUCUGAAAAUCUAUUCUCGUAUAAUAUUCCAGCAACAAUUUUUAUACAAACAUUAUAUUGAGAUGCAGUUAAGAUACAAUUUUAUACUAAUAUUAGAGUUAUUUUUUAUAUUUUACAAAACUUGUUCCUCUAUAUUUGUUUUUAUCUCUAGAAAUUUUCUGUGCCAACAAAGUGUUUUAAAAGAUCCAUUUUCCUCACGUAUUUGAUCAGUUCUUUGAAUGACUUUACAAUCUGGAUAUCGAUGAUUUUGAUAACGAUCUUUAUAGUAUUCAGUAGUCAUAAAUGCAUUGCCUGCAUUUACACUUAACACGAGGAUCAUGUCGGUAUACUCUCGAUUAUCCUAGUAGUCAGUUUCAAUAUUUAUAUAUUUUUUAGAAAAUUUUAAUAUUUUUUGUUUAUUUACUUUACUUAGUAAUGGUUUCUUCCUAGUUACUCUAAAUUUAUACACUGCUCGAUGGAGCACUCGUCGAAUGGUUUCCGGCUGGUCUGUGUGACUAUAUUUUUGAAUUUCAGAUGCAAUUUCAGAUGCACUUAUGCCUGUUUUCCUGCACUUAUGUCUGCUUUAUUUUUAAUAAUUUGAACAAUUAUUCAUUUUUCUUUCAAUGACAAUUUUCUUGGUCGACCACUUUUUUUUGUCUUGUAAUAUUCCUGCUUUAUUAAAUUUCUUCACUAUACUUUGUACUGUUGAAUGACUUCUUUUUACA